Messenger RNA from Phytomonas sp. Hart1, 1237 nucleotides. Lineage: Eukaryota; Euglenozoa; Kinetoplastea; Trypanosomatida; Trypanosomatidae. The record is from the annotation of a GenBank genome assembly.
UAGCUAGUAGUUCAACUAGAGAUAUUACUCUUCGCUAUGAUAAUAUUAACCGAUAUACUUAUGUAAAAGGCCCUGAAGGUGUCUAUUCAGUAAACUUUGACUAUAAUGGCCUUAAAUACUCCACAGGAGUGAACACCAGAGUAAAUUUCUCUUUACCAAAAACUAUGUCGGCCCCAAUUAUGAUUCAAUAUGGUAUCAAAAAUUUCAAUCAGAACUAUAUGAAAUACGCACAAUCAGUAGACCACAAUCAACUUCAAGGUGGUAGAAAUGUUAUCACUAGUAAAUGUAAGCCCUUUCGUUAUCCAGGAGAAUUUAAGGGCAAAAAUGUCAAUGGGCAUUAUAGUCCAUGCGGUGCAAUUGCUUGGAGUCUAUUUAAUGAUACCAUAUCGCUUUAUAAAACCCCAAAAAAUAUUAUAUGCGAUGGAGGAGCAUUCGAUGUAGAUGGAAACUGUUUAUUAGAAUCAAAUAAAUGCGCAAAAAAUGGUAUAGCACUUCAUAGUCAAGUCCGAAUUCGCCAGAAUUCACCUGACAAAACAAGCAAUCCUGAACCUAUGUGGACCAAUAAGGGUGAUAUGUCAUCAAGUGACCCAUAUUUACAACAUGGGUAUUAUUUUGGAGAACCUGGACAUAAAAUUCCUUCAAUUACAGAUGAGGAUUUUAUUGUCUGGUCUAAUUUGGCUUACUUGCCAGAUUUUUUUAACAAUUAUCGCAUUGUUAAUACCGAUUUGGAGGCUGGUGAUUAUUAUUUUAAUAUAACUGAACAAUAUGAUGUUGUAUCAUUUUCAGGUCAAAAGUAUGUGAGGCUAAUAUCAUACAAUUGGCUAGGAGAAAAACAAUAUAUCUUAGGCAUUUUAUUGCUGUCUAUAGGAUGCAUUUUCUUUUUAGAUUCAGUAGUUGUGUUAAUAUUUAAGCAUGUUAUUUACAAAUGAAAUAAUCACUUCUGCAUAUAUUUCUUUCUUGUUUAACUAACAUUUUAUUACUGAAAACUGUUCCUUAAUAUUAUUGUUUAAAUUUAUUGGAUAUUGGGGUUAUAUAUCUUUAAUAUCUAUAUAAAAAUAUUAAGACAUUGCUCGAACUUUUUAUGUGUGUUCUCAUAGAACAAAGGAUAUUAAUUUUAAGUACGGAAGUCUUUACCUAAAUCCCGGUAGUCUAUAAAAAUAAUGAAUAAUGAGUUGCAUAUGUUUUUGCGUUUCUUUAAAUUAUUAAAGUAUUGUUAUUAAAUCAAUUUAAUGCUAAA